ACCUCUCUUUUCACCUGAGGAGAGGGAGGGGCCUCACUCUGAGCUUGUCAAGGGGAAAAACAAGGAAGAGCUCACAUACGGGCAGGUUGCUGUGUGUUCACUUGACCAGAUUGUGUCCUGGAGACGGAUAAAAAAGGAUUUCACACAGCUGCUGGGUUUCCCAAAACGGAUAUGGACAUCCCGGACUCUCCUCACGGGAAAAUGGGGCUGCUGAGGACCUUUGAUUGCUCUGAGUUUGGCAGCUGGGAGAAAAUAGGAUCAGGUGGAUUUGGACAAGUAUACAAAGUGCGGCACGUACAGUGGAAAACAUGGCUGGCUAUCAAGUGCCCUCCUUGCCUUCAUGUGGAUGACAAGGAGCGCUCUGAGCUGCUGGAAGAGGCUAAGAAAAUGGAGGCGGCUAAGUUCAGAUACAUCCUGCCCGUGUAUGGCAUCUGUGAGGACCCUCAGGGCCUGGUCAUGGAGUACAUGGAGACCGGCUCUCUGGAGACCCUAUUGGCCACUGAGCCGCUGCCCUGGGAGCUACGCUUCCGCAUCAUCCACGAGACCGCUGUGGGGAUGAACUUUCUGCACUGCAUGAACCCUCCACUGCUCCACCUGGAUCUGAAGCCGGCGAACAUCCUGCUGGACGCUCACUACCAUGUCAAGAUUUCUGACUUCGGCCUAGCCCGCUGGAAUGGUCUGUCACGGGCUGAUGACAUCAGUAGAGACGGCUUCUGUGGCACCAUCGCCUACCUGCCACCUGAGAGCAUCAUCGAGAAGGACAGAGUGUCAGACACUAAGCAUGACGUGUACAGUUUCUCUAUUGUUAUCUGGGGGAUCCUCACACAGAAGAAGCCAUACCAAGGAGAGAAUAACAUUCUUCAGAUCAUGGUGAAGGUAGUGAAAGGGGUCCGUCCAGACCUGGGUGCAGUGCCUCGCUCAAGACCCUCAGCCUGUGCAGGAUUUCUGAGCCUUAUGCAGCGCUGCUGGGCCCCAAAACCUGAUGCCAGACCCAGCUUCCAGGAAAUCACCUCUGAAGCUGAGGAACUCUGUUCUAAACCACAAGAGGAGCCCAAGACACCAACUCUAUCAACAUCUGAGCUGGAGCCAUCAUCCCCAAAGUCACUCACAAGUGACCAGGUUAAUGACAGCAAGCCCGUGCGUCCAAAGUCGGCCAUGUUGCCAGAAAAAGACUACAGCCUGUCUGAGCUGCUGAGCCAGGUGGAUUCUGGGAUUUCGAGGAGUUUUGACCGUGUUAAAGAGGAAAGCUGCCACAGCAAAGAGAACACAUGCAAGAGACUGUCAGGCAUCUCUUCAGCUGAUUCAGCCUUUUCCUCCCAAGACUCCAUUACACUGUCCUUUGAGAAAGAAAACCCAUGUGAUUCUGCUGAGGUCCAGAAGCGUAAGCUGUGUGAGGCCAUCAGAACCAAAGACACUGCCAAGCUGAUGAAAAUCCUCCAGCCUCAGGACGUUGAUCUUCUUCUUGACGGUGGAGGCAGUCUGCUCCACCACGCCAUCACAUUGUCUAACGAAGAGGCUGUUAAAUUCCUUCUCCUGAACAAUGCUAAUCCCAACCUUGCAAACGCCCGUGGCUCUACCCCUCUGCACCUGGCCACAGAGCACCACCUGAAGCCGCUGGCAGAUCUCCUGCUCGGCCGUCGCAGCACCAACGUCAACGCCAAGGACGAGGACCAGUACACAGCUCUGCACUGGGCAGCUCAGAAUGGCGAUGAGGCCAUCACACGCCUGCUGCUGGACCGUGGAGCAGCCAUCAAUGAGGCAGAUGGCCAGGGACGCACUCCAGCUCAUGUGGCGUGCCAGCACGGCCAGGAGAAUGUGAUGGUGCUGCUGAGCCGUGGUGCAGAUGUUCGAAUCAAGGGUAAGGACAACUGGACCGCGCUUCACUUUGCUGCCUGGCAGGGGCACCUUGGCAUUGUGAAGCUACUGGUGAAGCAAGGGGCUGACGUCAACGGGCAGACCACAGACGGGCGGACACCUCUUCAUCUUGCUCGCAGGGGGCAGUACAGAGUAGCGAGGAUCCUGAUUGAACUAAGAGCUGAUAUUCACAGAAUGUCUGCUGGGUUAAACACACCUCUACAUGUGGCGGCAGAGACCGGUCACACCAGCACCUCUCGCCUCUUGAUCAAACACCAGGCUGAUAUCCAUGCCCAGAAUGCACAGGGACUUACCCCUCUUCACCUUGCCUCCCAGAGGGGCCACUUAGCCACGGUCAAGAUGUUGAUAGAAGGGGCAGACCCCCAAAGAACCAACCAGGCCUUACGAACCCCCUGCCACUUUGCAGCAGAGAAUGGACACUGUGAAGUCCUGAAAGAGCUGCUCCUCCACUGUCCAGAGGGCGCUGCUCUGUCAGACGAGCAGGGGCUGAGUCCGUUACACCUGGCUGUGCAGGGCGGAUACUCAAACAUCAUCACCAUGCUGGUCCCACAGGACUGCCAGGACUUAGUUACUGACGAAUCAGUGACACCAACAGCUGAACAACCUGCACAGCCUGAGGGGAAGCAGCUCCAGAGGAAAGUCGUCAUCCUAAAAUUGACGGAGCACAAAGACAAAGACUGUCCACAGCCUGCUGGUGCACAGUGUGCCUCAGCACCUUGCUAACAAACAGAGACAUGGCCAGAACUGUACAGAGCUGUCUUUAGAGCCAUUUUUUACUACUCUUUUCUUGGGUCAUUCAGAACUUAGGACUUUUUAUGGACUUACAUGCCCUUUCCUUUUGGUCAAAAAAAGCUUCGAUGUAAAUAUGUACACUGUAAAUAGAAAGUAUAAAUACUCUGCUGUGUUUGAAUAAACACUGUGUUAAUUUUUUUUUUUUUUACCAAACAAGCACAUUUUUUUACUAAACAAACACAGACUUAUGAUGAGGACACCUGUGACCUGUGGGGACUUUUCAGUAUACUGGACUGCCUGUAAGUUACAGAGCACAAACGUUAGUUACAGAGCAGUCGAUCAUCAGAGCCAUUGCAUUUAUACAACAGUUUAACAUUCAGUGUUCUGUACCUGUUACAUAUCAGUGCUUCAUCACCAUUAAACCAUUUUAAACCUUA
Molecule: messenger RNA, 3044 nt
Organism: Notolabrus celidotus (New Zealand spotty)
Lineage: Eukaryota; Metazoa; Chordata; Actinopteri; Labriformes; Labridae
Gene: ripk4
Product: receptor-interacting serine-threonine kinase 4
Biological process (GO): protein phosphorylation
Cellular component (GO): cytoplasm
Molecular function (GO): protein kinase activity; ATP binding; protein binding
Source: RefSeq, a predicted model, not a curated record